Molecule: messenger RNA, 2200 nt
Organism: Perognathus longimembris pacificus (Pacific pocket mouse)
Lineage: Eukaryota; Metazoa; Chordata; Mammalia; Rodentia; Heteromyidae
Gene: Trim36
Product: tripartite motif containing 36
Exons: 10
Coding region: 14-2173 (719 amino acids)
Molecular function (GO): zinc ion binding; protein binding
Source: RefSeq, a predicted model, not a curated record
GAGCCCGGCCGCCAUGGAGGGCGACGCGUCGGACACGCUGGUGACUAUUAAGAAUAUCGAGAGAGAGCUCAUUUGCCCAGCCUGCAAGGAGCUGUUCAGCCACCCGCUGAUCCUCCCGUGCCAACACAGCAUCUGCCAUAAAUGUGUGAAGGAACUCCUAUUGUCUCUGGAUGACUCCUUCAAUGAUGUCGCUUCUGCUUCCGACAACUCCAAUCAGAGCAGCCCUCGACUCCGCCUCCCCUCCCCCAGCCUCGAUAAAAUUGACAGGAUUAGCAGGCCAGGCUGGAAGCGGAACUCCCUGACGCCCCGGACCAUAGCCUUCCCCUGCCCAGGCUGCGAGCACGAUGUGGACCUGGGGGAGCGAGGCAUCAGUGGCCUCUUCCGGAACUUCACGCUGGAGACCAUCGUGGAGCGGUAUCGGCAGGCGGCCCGGGCCGCCACGGCCAUCAUGUGUGACCUGUGCAAGCCACCGCCCCAGGAGUCCACCAAGAGCUGCAUGGACUGCAGCGCCAGCUACUGCAACGAGUGCUUCAAGAUCCAUCACCCGUGGGGCACGCUCAAGGCACAGCACGAGUACGUGGGCCCCACCACCAACUUCAGGCCCAAGAUUUUAAUGUGCCCGGAACAUGAGACGGAGAAAAUCAAUAUGUACUGUGAGCUGUGUCGGAGGCCGGUGUGUCACCUGUGUAAGCUGGGCGGGGCUCACGCCAACCACCGAGUGACCACUAUGAGCACUGCCUACAAGACCUUGAAGGAAAAGCUUUCGAAGGAUAUUGAUUACCUCAUUGGUAAGGAGAGCCAGGUGAAGAGCCAGAUUUCAGAACUGAACUUGUUAAUGAGAGAAACGGAGUGCAACGGCGAGAGAGCAAAGGAAGAAGCCAUCGUGCACUUUGAGAAGCUCUUUGAGAUUCUGGAGGAGAGGAAGUUGUCCGUGCUGAAGGCCAUUGAGGCCUCCAAGAAGCUGAGGCUGGAUAAGUUCCAGACGCAGGUGGAGGAGCACCAGGGGCUCCUGGAGAGCAGUGGGCUGGUGGGCUAUGCCCAGGAGGUGCUCAAGGAGACCGACCCGUCCUGCUUCGUCCAGACGGCCAAGCAGCUCCACCUCAGAAUACAGAGAGCGACAGAAUCGUUGAAGAGCUUUCGACCUGCUGCUCAGACAUCUUUUGAAGACUACGUGCUGAAUACAUCCAAGCAAUCGGAACUCCUUGGAGAACUGUCUUUUUUCUCCAGUGGGGUGGCCGUCCCGGAGAUCAGCGAGGAGCAGAGCAAGGUUUACAACAACGCCCUGAUCAAUUGGCGCCAUCCAGGCGGGGACGAGGCGGACAGCUACGUGCUGGAGUACCGGAAGGUCAGCCGGGAGGAGACACUGCUGCCGUGGGACGAGGUGGAGGUGCUGGGCACCAGCAAAGUGGUCUCCAACCUGGACAGCAACGCGCACUAUGCCUUCCGCGUGCGCGCCUACCGCGGCUCCAUCUGCAGCCCCUGCAGCCGGGAGCUGGUCCUGCACACGCCACCGGCGCCAGUUCUCAGCUUCCUCUUCGACGACAAGUGUGGCUACAACGCGGAGCGCCUAUUGCUGAACCUGAAGCGGGACCGGGUGGAGAGCCGGGCGGGCUUCAGCACCCUGCUGGAGGCCGAGCGGAUCCAGGCCGGCCACUACGCCAGCCUAGACUACAUCAUCGCGGACGCUGGCAUCAGCAAGGGGCGGCACUUCUGGGCCUUCCGCGUGGAGCCCUAUUCCUACCUGGUGAAGGUGGGCGUGGCCUCCAGCGACAAGCUGCAGGAGUGGCUGCACUGUCCCCGCGAGGCCGCCAGCCCCAGGUACGAGCAGGACAGCGGCCACGACAGCGGGAGCGAGGACGCCGGCCCGGACGCCCCGCAGCCCUUCACGCUGGUCACGGUGGGCAUGAAGAAGUUCUUCAUCCCCCGCACCCCGUCCGCCUCCGGCGAGCCCGAGGCCCGCGUGCUCCCCAUGCCCGCCAGCAUCGGCGUGUGCCUGGACCACGACCGGGGCCGCGUGGCCUUCUACGACAUGGCGCGCAUGCGCUGCCUGUACGAGCGGCCCGUGGACUGCGCGCGCACCAUGUUCCCGGCCUUCGCCCUCAUGGGCGGCGCGGGCAUCCAGCUGGAGGAGCCCAUCGCCCCCCGCUACCUGGACUUGGGCCAGGACGCUUAGCCGCCGGGCUCGCGUGGCAGGACGGCA